This is a messenger RNA of Diuraphis noxia (Russian wheat aphid), 856 nucleotides long. RefSeq lists its product as uncharacterized. The record is from RefSeq and is a predicted model, not a curated record. Lineage: Eukaryota; Metazoa; Arthropoda; Insecta; Hemiptera; Aphididae.
UAUAGAAAAAAAAUACAAUUGAUGGAUGAUGAAAUUUCUUUGCUCAAACAAAAAGAAAAUAUGGUCAGCUCAUCUUGUUUUAAAACUGAAAAUAAUUUGGAUGCAGUUAUGAAGAAGUUUACAGAAGAAAUUGAUACAUUUGCUACUAAUGUUAAUAAACUUCAUUUUCAUGUCACUAACAGUAUGACAAAUGAUCAUGAAUGCUUAACAAAACUGGCAUCAAAUAACUUAAUUAAUUUGACAGACUUAUGGCGUCAACAGAUUUUUAAAAUGAUAGACAUAUGGUUUAAAGAGCAAAACAUUUCAUCAGCAAUAAGUGAUACAUUUUCUACAAAAAUUCAUGCUCUAAGUCAACUCUCACAAAGUUGUACAGCUUUACGGAUUGCUGGAAUGAAUGAAAAAUUUGAGAUAUCAAAAUUGAGUUUAGCAAUGAACAAUAUAUCCAAUAUUAAAAAUUAUAUUAAUGAGGAUAAAGAGAAUCUACAUUCAAACAAUCAACAUAUAAUAAAUUACUUUGACAAGCACAUAAAAGAUCGAGGAGUACUCAUAGACUUUAAUCAACAGUCGGAAUCUACUGACUAUGACAAUGUACAAUCUCAUAUAUCGGAAACAGUGGUCGCAGAUGCAACUCAAAAACUUUCAGAAUUACAAACUAUUAAUGGCCGUAUAACAUUUAUACAAGAUUCCAUUGAACACUACAUCAUGAUGUGUGAUGUAUUGUGGUGCCUGAUGAGAACUGGUUGUUCUAUGGCAAACUUAAAAUGUGAAUUAGUUUUACAUUGCAUCAACGUUCUUGAAAAAACUUUUGAUGACAUUACAUUUGCAAAUGUGAGUACUUUUAAAUGAAUGGCGGACA